AUGACUUCAUCUGUAUCGGUGGCGUUCAACAACGUCACUUCACAGUCUGGAACAUUUUUCCAGCCGCCUUCACAGCCUCAGUUAGGAGGCCAUCAUGCUGGACCUCCGCAAAUGCUUCCUGAAAAUAUUUUGGAAGAGAAAGCAAGAAAAUGGAAGCAAUUGCAGUCGAAGCGUUAUGCAGAGAAACGCAAAUUUGGUUUUGUUGAUUCGCAAAAAGAAGAUAUGCCACCAGAACAUGUCCGGAAAAUUAUACGUGAUCACGGUGAUAUGACAUCACGUAAGUAUCGUCAUGAUAAGCGUGUUUAUUUGGGUGCUUUGAAAUACAUGCCUCAUGCAGUUUUGAAACUUCUCGAAAAUAUGCCUAUGCCAUGGGAGCAGAUCCGUGAUGUUAAAGUAUUGUAUCAUAUAACGGGUGCAAUAACAUUUGUGAAUGAAAUCCCUCGUGUGAUUGAACCUGUAUACAUGGCACAAUGGGGUACGAUGUGGAUUAUGAUGAGACGGGAAAAAAGAGACCGAAGACAUUUCAAACGCAUGCGUUUCCCGCCUUUUGAUGAUGAAGAACCACCUUUGGAUUACGCUGAUAAUAUUUUGGAUGUUGAACCCUUGGAGCCGAUUCAAAUGGAACUUGACCAAGAUGAAGAUAAAACUGUCGCUGAAUGGUUCUAUGAGCAUAAACCUCUAGCCAAAACUAGUGUACCAAUGAUGGCUACUCUCUAUCGCCUUGCUAAUCAGUUAUUGACUGAUCUUGUGGAUGAUAAUUAUUUCUAUUUGUUUGAUUUGAAAUCAUUUUUCACGGCCAAAGCAUUAAACGUGGCAAUUCCUGGUGGCCCAAAAUUCGAACCACUGGUGAAAGAUCUUAAUACACUUGACGAAGACUGGAAUGAGUUUAACGAUAUAAACAAAGUCAUUAUCAGAGCUCCUAUUCGUACUGAAUACCGGAUCGCUUUCCCUUUCAUGUACAAUAAUCUUAUCAACAGCUUACCAGUUCAAGUGUCUUGGUAUCAUACCCCUUCUGUUGUAUUUAUCAAAACAGAAGAUCCAGAUUUACCAGCUUUUUAUUACGACCCUCUGAUUAAUCCAAUAGCACAACGCUCUAUCGAAAAGAGUAAAGAGAUUGUCCCAGUGGAGGAUGAAGAUUUUGUUUUACCAGAAGAAAUUGAAGCAAUUUUCUGUAACGUUCCGCUGUAUACAGAAAACACUGGAAAUGGCAUAGCUCUAAUGUGGGCUCCACGACCUUUCAAUAUGCGUUCGGGACGUACGCGAAGAGCGAUAGAUGUGCCACUUGUCAAGUCUUGGUAUCGAGAACAUUGCCCAUCAGGAAUGCCAGUGAAAGUGCGUGUUUCAUAUCAAAAAUUACUUAAAGUUUUUGUUUUAAAUGCUUUACGUCAUCGACCUCCAAAGCCUCAAAAACGACGUUAUCUUUUCCGCUCGUUCAAGUCAACAAAGUUUUUCCAGUCGACUACACUAGAUUGGGUUGAAGCUGGUUUACAGGUUUUGCGUCAAGGCUAUAAUAUGCUUAAUUUACUCAUACAUCGCAAGAACUUGAAUUAUCUUCAUCUGGAUUAUAAUUUUAACCUGAAGCCAGUAAAAACGUUAACAACUAAAGAACGUAAAAAGUCUCGUUUUGGUAACGCAUUCCAUUUGUGUCGUGAGAUCUUGCGUCUCACAAAAUUGGUAGUCGACGCUCAUGUGCAGUACCGACUAAAUAAUGUGGAUGCAUAUCAGUUGGCUGAUGGUCUGCAGUAUAUUUUUUCGCAUGUUGGUCAGCUUACAGGCAUGUAUCGUUACAAAUACAAGUUAAUGAGACAAGUUCGCAUGUGCAAAGAUUUGAAGCACCUUAUAUACUAUCGUUUCAAUACGGGACCUGUAGGAAAAGGACCAGGAUGUGGUGUUUGGGCACCAGGAUGGCGAGUAUGGCUUUUCUUUAUGCGUGGGAUUACUCCGCUUUUGGAGCGCUGGCUAGGAAACCUUUUGUCGCGACAGUUUGAAGGUCGUCAUUCAAAGGGUGUUGCGAAGACAGUAACCAAGCAAAGAGUUGAAUCUCACUUUGAUCUGGAAUUGAGAGCUGCUGUAAUGCACGAUAUUUUGGAUAUGAUGCCUGAAGGAAUUAAACAGAAUAAAGCUCGUGUGAUUCUGCAGCAUUUAAGUGAAGCUUGGCGAUGCUGGAAAGCAAAUAUACCGUGGAAGGUGCCUGGACUGCCAACACCAGUUGAAAAUAUGAUAUUACGUUAUGUGAAAGCUAAAGCUGAUUGGUGGACAAACUCUGCUCAUUACAACCGUGAGCGUGUUCGUCGUGGUGCUACUGUUGAUAAGACUGUUUGCAAAAAAAAUCUGGGGCGUCUAACGCGCUUGUAUCUUAAAGCUGAGCAAGAAAGACAGCAUAAUUAUUUGAAAGAUGGCCCAUACAUUAGCGCCGAAGAAGCUGUAGCAGUUUAUACAACAACUGUGCACUGGUUGGAAUCAAGGCGUUUUUCACCAAUUCCAUUUCCACCACUUUCCUACAAACAUGACACAAAAUUGCUCAUUUUGGCAUUGGAACGACUUAAAGAAGCUUACUCAGUAAAAAAUCGUUUGAAUCAAAGUCAGCGAGAAGAAUUGGCUCUAAUCGAGCAGGCAUACGAUAAUCCUCAUGAGGCGCUUUCCCGUAUCAAGCGACAUAUGUUGACGCAAAGAGCAUUUAAGGAAGUAGGAAUUGAGUUCAUGGAUCUUUAUUCUCAUUUGGUACCUGUUUACGACAUUGAACCUUUAGAAAAAGUUACGGAUGCGUAUUUGGAUCAGUACUUAUGGUAUGAAGCAGAUAAACGUCGUUUGUUUCCUAAUUGGAUCAAGCCUAGUGACACAGAACCCCCACCGCUUCUCACUUAUAAAUGGUGUCAAGGUAUUAAUAAUCUACAAGAAGUCUGGGACACCGCUGAAGGUGAAUGUGAUGUUAUGUUAGAAGCAAGGCUGGAAAAAGUUUACGAAAAAAUGGAUCUGACGUUAUUGAACAGAUUGCUCAGAUUAAUCGUUGAUCACAACAUUGCUGAUUACAUGACAGCAAAGAAUAAUGUCUUAAUAAACUACAAGGAUAUGAAUCACACCAAUUCUUUCGGAAUCAUUCGUGGAUUACAGUUUGCAUCAUUUAUUGUGCAGUACUAUGGCUUAGUUCUAGAUCUGUUAAUUCUUGGUCUUAGACGAGCUAGUGAAAUCGCUGGACCACCUCAGUGUCCAAACGAAUUCCUUACGUAUCAAGACGUCGCGACAGAAAUCGUGCAUCCUAUCAGGCUGUAUUGUAGAUACAUUGAUAAAAUUUGGAUCUUCUUCAGGUUCUCGUCCGAUGACUCGAGAGAUUUAAUCCAACGAUAUUUAACUGAGCAUCCAGAUCCAAAUAAUGAAAACAUUGUUGGCUAUAAUAACAAAAAGUGUUGGCCGAGAGAUGCACGUAUGAGGCUUAUGAAGCAUGAUGUUAAUCUGGGUCGCGCUGUGUUUUGGGAUAUUAAGAAUCGUUUGCCUCGAUCAGUCACUACCGUUGAAUGGGAAAAUUCAUUUGUAUCAGUUUAUAGUAAAGACAAUCCCAACUUAUUGUUUGAUAUGUGUGGUUUUGAAUGCAGAAUACUGCCAAAGUGCCGUAUGGCAACUGAAGAAUUAACUCAUCGAGAUGGUGUUUGGAAUCUGCAAAACGAGGUCACAAAAGAACGUACAGCUCAGUGUUUCUUAAAAGUUGACGAGGAGUCUUUAUUGAAAUUCCAUAAUCGGAUUCGGCAAAUCCUUAUGUCUUCUGGAUCUACUACUUUCACAAAGAUUGUUAAUAAAUGGAAUACGGCUCUUAUUGGACUGAUGACAUAUUUUAGAGAAGCUGUGGUUAAUACUCAGGAAUUGUUAGAUUUACUAGUCAAGUGCGAAAACAAAAUCCAGACACGUAUCAAAAUCGGACUUAACUCUAAGAUGCCCGCUCGUUUCCCACCUGUGGUUUUUUAUACACCAAAGGAAAUUGGUGGAUUAGGCAUGCUUUCAAUGGGUCAUGUGUUAAUUCCACAAUCUGACUUGCGGUGGAUGAAGCAAACUGAUCAGGGUGGGAUUACUCAUUUUCGAAGUGGCAUGACGCAUGAUGAAGAUCAGCUAAUUCCGAAUUUGUAUCGCUAUAUUCAGCCAUGGGAAGCUGAGAUCAUUGAUUCACAACGAGUUUGGGCCAAAUACGCUCUGAAGAGACAGGAAGCCAGUGCCCAGAACCGCCGCUUAACUCUUGAAGAUCUAGAUGAUAGCUGGGAUCGUGGAAUUCCUAGAAUAAAUACACUAUUCCAAAAAGAUCGACAUACUCUGGCAUAUGAUAAGGGUUGGCGAGUGAGAACGGAAUUUAAAACAUAUCAGAUUCUGAAGCAAAAUCCAUUUUGGUGGACACACCAACGGCAUGAUGGUAAAUUGUGGAAUCUGAACAACUACCGUACUGAUAUGAUUCAGGCUUUGGGUGGUGUUGAAGGUAUUCUUGAGCACACAUUGUUCCGAGGUACCUACUUUCCUACAUGGGAAGGAUUGUUCUGGGAGCGAGCUUCUGGUUUUGAGGAGUCAAUGAAAUUCAAGAAACUUACAAACGCUCAAAGAUCUGGUUUAAAUCAAAUUCCAAAUCGUCGUUUCACACUUUGGUGGUCACCGACUAUUAAUCGUGCUAAUGUUUAUGUUGGUUUCCAAGUGCAACUUGAUCUUACUGGUAUCUUCAUGCACGGCAAAAUUCCAACUUUAAAAAUAUCACUUAUUCAAAUAUUCCGUGCCCAUUUGUGGCAGAAAAUCCAUGAAUCAGUUGUUAUGGACUUGUGUCAGGUGUUUGAUCAGGAACUUGAUGCUUUGGAAAUUCAGACGGUACAAAAAGAAACAAUUCAUCCUCGCAAAUCUUAUAAAAUGAAUAGUUCAUGUGCUGAUAUUUUGCUGUUUGCACAAUAUAAGUGGCAUGUUUCGCGUCCGUCUCUGUUGGCUGACACAAAAGAUGUUAUGGAUAACACUACUACACAGAAAUACUGGCUAGAUAUUCAGUUACGAUGGGGUGACUAUGAUUCACAUGAUGUUGAGCGUUAUGCAAGAGCCAAGUUUCUUGAUUACACAACAGAUAAUAUGUCGAUUUAUCCAUCGCCAACCGGAGUUCUAAUAGCAAUUGAUUUGGCUUACAAUUUAUAUAGCGCUUAUGGCAAUUGGUUCCCUGGUAUGAAACCUCUUAUUCGACAAGCUAUGGCUAAAAUAAUCAAAGCAAAUCCUGCCUUUUAUGUAUUGCGGGAGCGUAUUCGUAAAGGUCUACAGUUGUACUCAUCAGAACCUACGGAACCAUAUUUGACAUCUCAGAAUUAUGGUGAAUUAUUCAGCAAUCAAAUUAUUUGGUUUGUAGACGAUACGAAUGUCUACAGAGUGACGAUUCAUAAAACAUUCGAAGGAAACUUAACAACGAAACCGAUUAAUGGAGCCAUUUUCAUUUUUAACCCUCGAACUGGGCAACUGUUUUUGAAAAUUAUUCAUACAAGUGUUUGGGCUGGGCAGAAACGUCUAAGUCAGUUGGCCAAGUGGAAGACAGCUGAAGAAGUAGCUGCUUUGAUUCGUUCUUUGCCAGUCGAAGAACAACCACGUCAAAUCAUUGUAACUAGGAAAGCUAUGUUAGAUCCUUUAGAAGUGCACUUGCUUGAUUUUCCAAAUAUUGUUAUCAAAGGGUCAGAAUUGAUGCUACCUUUUCAAGCUAUUAUGAAGGUAGAAAAAUUCGGUGAUCUUAUUUUAAAAGCUACUGAACCUCAAAUGGUAUUAUUCAACUUGUAUGAUGAUUGGCUGAAAACUAUAUCAAGUUAUACAGCAUUCUCUCGCGUUAUUUUGAUAAUGCGUGGAAUGCAUAUUAACCCGGAUAAAACCAAAGUUAUAUUGAAGCCAGACAAGACAACAGUCACUGAACCACAUCAUAUAUGGCCGUCUCUUUCUGAUGAAGACUGGAUUAAGGUUGAAUUAGCUUUGAAAGAUAUGAUUUUGGCAGAUUAUGGUAAAAAAAAUAAUGUCAAUGUUGCAUCGCUGACACAAAGUGAAGUGCGAGAUAUCAUUCUCGGUAUGGAAAUCAGUGCUCCAUCAGCACAGCGUCAGCAGAUAGCAGAUAUUGAAAAACAAACAAAGGAACAGAGUCAAGUUACUGCAACCACAACACGAACAGUCAACAAACAUGGUGAUGAAAUUAUAUCAGCAACGACGAGUAAUUAUGAGAGUCAAACGUUUGCGUCACGUACGGAAUGGCGAAUUCGAGCAAUCAGUGCGACUAAUUUGCAUUUACGAACACAGCAUAUAUAUGUCAACUCAGAUGAUGUUAAAGAUACAGGCUAUACAUACAUAUUGCCAAAGAAUGUAUUGAAAAAGUUUAUUGUUAUCGCUGAUUUAAGAACCCAAGUUGCGGGUUAUCUCUAUGGAGUAUCACCACCUGAUAAUCCACAAGUAAAAGAAAUUCGAUGUAUUGUAUUACCACCGCAGUGGGGUACUCAUCAGUUGGUACAUCUUCCAAAUCAGUUACCCACUCAUGAAUUCAUUAAAGAUCUCGAACCACUUGGAUGGAUGCACACACAACCAAAUGAACUCCCUCAACUUUCUCCUCAAGAUGUUACAUCUCAUGCAAAAAUCUUAAUCGACAAUGAAAGUUGGGAUGGUGAAAAAACUGUUAUUAUUACUUGCAGUUUCACUCCUGGUUCAGUGUCAUUAACUGCUUACAAACUAACUCCAAGCGGUUUCGAAUGGGCUCGAAGUAACACGGAUAAGCAAAGCAAUAAUCCAAAAGGCUAUCUUCCCUCUCAUUAUGAGAAAGUUCAGAUGCUAUUAUCAGACCGUUUUCUUGGCUAUUUUAUGGUCCCUUCAUCAGGAAUAUGGAAUUAUAAUUUUAUGGGUGUUCGGCAUGAAGCGAAUAUGCGUUAUGAUUUGACAUUAGCGAAUCCUAAAGAAUUCUAUCAUGAGGACCAUCGACCAUUGCAUUUCCACAAUUUCAAAGCAUUUGAUGAUCCGCUGGGAGUAUUUACUGCUGAUCGCGAAGAUACUUUUGCUUAA
This is a messenger RNA of Thelazia callipaeda (thelaziosis nematode), 7023 nucleotides long. NCBI's taxonomy places the organism in Eukaryota, Metazoa, Nematoda, Chromadorea, Rhabditida, Thelaziidae. The record is from the annotation of a GenBank genome assembly.